UUCAAAACCCCCUCUUUUGCUAAACCCUGAAACCCCAAGUCUCUUUUCUUCUUCUUCAUCAUCACCAUUUCCUUCUAUCACCCAUGAAUCUAUUCCUCUACACACACCUAUAUUAACACCCCCAAUCCUCUAAAAAUGAAGUCUUUAAGAGUCUUGCGAGCCCUCUCUUCCCAAUUCUCAAGACCCCAUUUCAAUGCCCCCUUAAUUCCGCCAAGAUUCUACUCAGCCCAGCUAGAAAAAGAGACCCAAGUGGCGUUUGAUGAUGAAAACGGGGAUGGGGUGUUUGAUUCUACUCAAUUUGAGAUACCCAGUUUGGGAAAUGUCGAAAAAGUUGGGCAGGAUGGGGGGUGGGAUGAGAGGUAUAGAGAGAGGGCUGAGGAGAAGCUGUUUGGGAAGAAGGUGGAGGGGAGGAGUGUGUCGAGAGCGGUGGAGAGGGAGGAGGAGAAGAGGAGGAGGGCUGCGGUUUUAGCUAGGGCCUUGUUGGAAUCGGUUAUGGAGAAGGGGGAGGAGGUGGAGGAGGAGGUGGAUUGUUUGUCGGUUAAGGAGGAGGAUCAGAAGUCGUUGUCGGUGGGGAUUAUUGGGGCUCCGAAUGCUGGGAAAUCUGCGCUUACUAAUUUUAUGGUUGGGACAAAGGUUGCUGCUGUUUCCAGAAAGACACAUACAACUACACAUGAAGUUUUAGGAGUGAUGACCAAAGGAAACACUCAAAUUUGUUUUUUUGACACCCCAGGGCUUACAUUAAACAGAGGAGGAUACCCGUCUAAAGACAUAAAAGUUCGGGUGGAGUGUGCAUGGAGUGCAAUUGAUCUAUAUGAUGUUCUUAUUGUUAUUUUUGAUGUUCACAGGCACCUUACCAGGCCUGACACUAGAGUUGUAAGAUUAAUCAAUCGAAUGGGUUCCGAUGCCAAUCCUAAACAAAAGCGCAUAUUAUGUAUGAACAAAGUUGACUUGGUUGAGAAGAAAAAAGAUCUGUUGAAGGUAGCUGAGCAAUUCAAAGAGCUUCCAGGAUAUGAAAAGUACUACAUGAUCUCAGGGCUGAAGGGUUCUGGAGUCAAAGAUCUCACUCAAUUUUUAAUGGAACAGGCUGUUAGACGACCUUGGGAUGAAGAUCCCCUCGCACUGAGUGAAGAAGUCAUGAAGAACAUAUCCUUAGAAGUUGUACGUGAAAGAUUAUUAGACCACAUACAUCAGGAAAUUCCAUAUAGUAUUGACCAUCGGUUGGUGGAUUGGAAGGAGUUGAGAGAUGGCUCUAUUAGAAUUGAACAACAUUUUGUCACCCCCAAACUGAGCCAGCGCAAAAUUCUUGUGGGGAAGAAUGGCUCCAAGAUAGGGAGGAUAGGUGUUGAAGCUAAUGAAGAGCUGAGGUCUAUAUUUAAGAGGAAUGUUCAUCUCUUUCUCCAGGUCAGACUUAAAUGAUGCAACUAGCCAGAUGACUUGGAGCUGUUUUUUUGGCCUCCUAAUCGGGUGUACAUAGUAAUAGCCUGUUAAUUGUACAAGUACCCUAUCUGAAUUGUUUUACAUUGUCUAGCAUACACGGAAUUCUACAUGACAAUAAAUAUGAAGCUUUCAUUCAGAUAGUUGAGAGCCUAAAGUUUUAGGUUAUUCCAACUUUUCACUAUAGCUCCCUUUUGUACUAGUUAAUUCUAUAUCUUAUUUGUUCGGCCAUGUUCUGUAGACUGCAACUCUAUAUUUCUUUAUGUUCUCAAUAUAUUAUGUUUAUGUUUUUAAA
Messenger RNA from Daucus carota subsp. sativus, 1729 nucleotides. RefSeq names its product GTP-binding protein ERG. The transcript is spliced from 8 exons. The coding region runs from base 136 to 1416 and encodes 426 amino acids. The record is from RefSeq and is a predicted model, not a curated record. Lineage: Eukaryota; Viridiplantae; Streptophyta; Magnoliopsida; Apiales; Apiaceae. Gene Ontology annotation, molecular function: ribosomal small subunit binding; GTP binding; rRNA binding. Gene Ontology annotation, biological process: ribosomal small subunit assembly.